This is a messenger RNA of Vicugna pacos (alpaca), 1860 nucleotides long. It is a transcript of the gene C12H22orf23, whose product is annotated as chromosome 12 C22orf23 homolog. NCBI's taxonomy places the organism in Eukaryota, Metazoa, Chordata, Mammalia, Artiodactyla, Camelidae. The record is from RefSeq and is a predicted model, not a curated record.
GGUUCUGGCGCUGCCCCAAGCCGGCCACUUACACCCCAGGGACCUGUGAGCUGCUCAGAGUGAUGAUGAAAGAAUCCAAACUGACUAACUUCCAACAGCGCCACAUCAUGGACACCAUGAAACGAGGAGACCCUCUCCCUCUACAGUGCAGCCCAGCUUCCAGCCAGAGGGUCUUGCCUUCCAAGCAGCCAGCCUCGGCCAUCUACCUGCCUCCCAUCAUGGCAGCUCGGUCCCACCUCCGGCCUGCCAGCAAGUGCCAGGCCAACGGGGCCUACAGCCGGGAGCAGUUCAAGCCUCAAGCCACCCGAGAUCUGGAGAAGGAAAAGCGAAGACUGCAAAGUAUCUUUGCCACCGGGAAGGAGCCAGAGGAACGGAAAAGCAAGCCCCCUCCUGUGCGACAGGAGGACCCAGCCCCGGAGCCGGACCGCUUUGAAGAACUGGUGAAGGAAAUCCAGGAGAGGAAAGAAUUCCUGGCUGACAUGGAAGCCCUGGGGCAGGGCAGACGGUACCGAGGGAUCAUCCUCACUGAAAUCUCCCAGAAACUACAGGAAAUGGAAGACAUUGACCACAAGAGGAGUGAGGAACUUAGGAAGGCUCUGGCCACCACUUUAUCUGUCUCCAGAGGGGCGGGAAGCCCAGCCUCCACCACUGGAACACCCACCCCCUUGCCAAACAGGGUCACCCCCAGGUCAGCCCAGCCACCCUGGCCUUCAGCCAUGUCAAAUGGCUGUAUAGCACUGCCCCUGCCUAGGGUACCCCAGACAGAGACAGCACCCUAGAAAGUAGACUGAUUCUCCUGGAUACCUGGCCCAGGGAUCCCAGGUCAGCUGAGCCUCUGAGACCAGUCACAGAUACAGACACGCACCAAGACACACGACUUGGAGUCUUUUCUCAGAGGAAGAGUCCCCCCAUACACAGUGAAAGCAAGGCCCAGGUCUCACCAUCUCGGGCUUGGGUCUAAGGGUGGCCACUGGGCCCUCUUCCCACCACCUCACCCACUGUGUGUCCCCAUGUCCUCCACAUUUGAUUCUCUGAACUUAGGAAUGAAUGACUCCUUUCUUCCUACCUGUCUUAGGACCUACUUAUAUGACUUCUUACCACCUUGGGCAAAUGUUUAACCACUGUGAUUAACUGGCCAAUAAAACACGUUUAACAGAGGUCAUUACACAUACCAUUUUGUUUUCUGAGGGAUAAGUCUUAUUUAUUCAAGGGGUUAGAAUUUUUCAAGCCCAGGUGGUUUCUAGUUGUUUGCAUACUUCAAGUGAAAACAGGAACCAGCGUUUCUGAGCACCCCACGGCCAGGCGCUGCGGCGGGUGCCAAGAUCACUCUCGGCUGAUUCUCUCAAUAAACACCUGAGAUGGCUGAUUAUCCCUCGGUAAAAACUGGGGCUCACAGAGAUACUAUGGCCAGAGUCUUUUAACUAACAAGCAGCUUACUCAGGAUUAAAGGUUAGCUUUCUGUCUUCCCACCAAACCCACAGCCCAUAGAAGGAAGCCCAAAGGGGUGGAAGGGACCCAGACUGAGGGGGCCCUGGGCUUGGAGUUCCACUCCCAGCCCAUGUGGUCUAGGCCCCACAGCCUCAGCUCUGACGGCUCCUGAGACACCCGCCCGCAGGGACAGCGCCGUGGGCCUGGCACGCAGCACAGGGCAGUCCCCAUGUCUUCUGACAACCACAAGCCCUACGCUCUCCCGGAUUCUGUCAUUUUGCUGUCCCCAUAAAUCAAAGUAUUUUAGAGAUUUCAACCAACCCUCCCACUUGGAGGGAUUCAUAUAAUCCUCUCAGGCCACAUGACCCAAGUUCGGGUUUGCAGAAUAAACAUGGCCCUGCAGCCUCAAGCAAAUAAACAGUGAGGACCAGA